Molecule: messenger RNA, 4997 nt
Organism: Brienomyrus brachyistius
Lineage: Eukaryota; Metazoa; Chordata; Actinopteri; Osteoglossiformes; Mormyridae
Gene: lats1
Product: large tumor suppressor kinase 1
Biological process (GO): hippo signaling; peptidyl-serine phosphorylation; positive regulation of apoptotic process
Molecular function (GO): ATP binding; protein binding; protein serine/threonine kinase activity
Source: RefSeq, a predicted model, not a curated record
ACCAAUCAGAGCGCCGGUGUCGCUGGCGUGCCUCCCGCGAGCCUGCGCGCCUCUAACACCGACCGACGCCGACCUCAGCCGAGCACUCGAGCCCUAGUCCGAGUUAACGACGAAGCCUGCGGGAGACGAAGAAAACUCUCCCCGGUGAAAUAACGCUCGUCGUCCGGCAGAAUUAACCCAGAGCCACCACGUCGUCCCUCCGUUUGACAGAUAUGAGACGUGAAGCCGAGCCGCGAUUAUAGGCUUGACCUCCGACACUCCGAUGUGAAGAGAGAGACUCUGUGAGCGUGAGCAGCCCCCCCACCUCAUCCCAGCCACGGCCUGGCUGCCGAGUGCACGCCCCCCCCGUUCAGUCUCGCCUGCCCCCACAUACAUGUUCUUACAUGAAGAGAGGGGAGAAGUCCGAAAGAUACCGGCAGAUGCGACCCAAGACCUUCCCCGCGACCAACUACAGCGGCAGCAGCCAGCAGAUGCUGCAGGAGAUCCGAGAGAGUCUGAGGAACCUCUCACGACCCUCCGAUGCGGCCAAGGUGGAGCUCUGCACCGGAAAGGCCGUUCCGGAAGACACCCGGCAGCAGGGGCGUGGGAACAACCACAAAAGCUCCUACCACAAGGCCCUGCAGGAGAUCCGCAAAUCAUUGUUACCGUUUGCCAAUGAGCCCAGCUCCUCUAGCUCGGGCACUGAAGUCAACAGGCAGAUGCUGGUGGAGCUGGUGACAGCCGGAUUUGAGGAGGAUAUGGUGAUCUGGGCCUUGAAGCAGACUGGCAAUCGCAGUGUUGAGGCAGCUAUCGAGUGCAUCAGCAAGAUGAGCUACCAGGACCCCUGGAGGGAGCAGAUAGUGGCCGCAGCUGCCCGCCCUGUCAACGGCAUGAAGGUUCCUGCUCCAGCUCACGCUCACAUGCAGCAGCAGGUGAACCGGAAGCAGAGCUGGAAGGGUUCUAAGGAGUCUCUGAUCCCUCAGAGACACGGCCCUCUCAUGGUGGAUGGGGUGAUGUACCCCGCUGAGAGCCCAGCACCCCAGGGGGACAUGUCAGGCCGUCAGCCCCCAACUUUUGCAACGGGUCACCCCGGCAAUGGCCAACGUGUAAACCCAUCCCUGCCUCCCCAGGUGCGCAGUGUGACGCCUCCCCCGAACAGAGGCACCACGCCACCCCCACCCUCUUGGGAGGCCAGUACCUCUAACAAGCGUUUCUCCGGGAACUUGGAAUACCUGGUUCCCCGCAUCUCCCCCGUCCCGCAGAGCGGCUGGCCCGAGAGCUACCCCACACCCGGUGGUCAGAACCAGAGGGGGCUGAGCCCGGGACCCGUGGGCCGCCCAUCCUUCAUCCUGCAGAACUCGGGGGGGAAUAAAUUCAGCUUCCCCUCCACUGCCUGGCCGCAGAAUGGCUCCGGGCAGCCGGAGUACCAGACCCAUCAGAACGUGCUGGUGAGCGGCUCCAGCCGGCAGGUGCCGCCCCCCCCGUACCCCAUGGGCCAGGGAAACGGGCAGAGUCCCACGCCCUCUCAGGUGCAGGCCGCCGGACCUGCACCCUCCCCCACCUAUGUCAAUGGCGGGAACCUGGCUCCCGGUGCUCUUGCGUCUGCCAGGAACGGCCACAAUCUGGAGCUGUACAGUGUCGGCGCGCAGGGCCUGCCCUCAUCAUGGCCCCCACUGCCUCAAGCCCCCCUGGGCAGCGGAACCAGUGGCCACGAGGCCCCUCCCUCCUGGCAGCAUGGUGUCCCCGUCCGUUCCAACUCCUUCAAUAACCGCCACCUUGCCAGCUCUCAGCCCUCAGCCACCACGGUCACUGCUGUGACCCAGGCUCCCAUUCUGCAGCCCGUCAAAAGUAUGCGUGUACCCAAGCCGGAGCUGCAGACUGCUGUGGCCCCUACCCACCCCUCCAGGCUGCAGCAGCCGGGACCCCCUACACUCUACCAAGAGAGCGCCGCCCCGGUGGCAGAGGUGCCAAGUUACCAGGGGCCCCCACCCCCAUAUCCAAGGCACCUUCUGCAGCAGGCCCCCACCCCCACACCCUGCCCUGCCUAUGAGUCAGCCGCUAAGGCCCCCACUGUGCGGGAGAAGCUGACGGACGAGGAGGCUGGUGGCUGCGGGGACAGGGCCGAUGGCGGCGAGGUCGUAGCUGCGAGCGAACGGGAGAAGAAGCAGAUCACCACGUCACCCGUGCCGGUGCGCCGCAACAAGCGAGACGAGGAGCGUCGCGGGGAGGCACGCGUCCCCAUGUACUCGCCGCAGGCUUUCAAGUUCUUUAUGGAGCAGCAUGUGGAGAAUAUUCUGAAGAACCACCACCAAAGGAUCCACCGCAAGAAGCAACUGGAGAGCGAGAUGCAGAGGGUCGGCCUGUCAGGCGAGGCCCAGGACCAGAUGCGUAUGAUGCUCUUCCAGAAGGAGUCCAACUACAUCCGGCUUAAGCGCGCCAAGAUGGACAAGUCCAUGUUUGUUAAGAUCAAGACGCUGGGCAUCGGUGCCUUCGGGGAAGUCUGCCUGGCCCGAAAGGUGGACACGGCCGCCCUGUACGCCAUGAAGACGUUACGCAAGAAGGAUGUGCUGCUGAGGAACCAGGUGGCCCACGUCAAGGCCGAGCGCGACAUCCUGGCGGAGGCUGACAACGAGUGGGUGGUACGCCUGUACUACUCCUUCCAGGACAAGGACAACCUGUACUUCGUCAUGGACUACAUCCCCGGGGACAUGAUGAGUCUCUUGAUCCGGUGGGGCAUCUUCGACGAGGACCUGGCGCGUUUCUACACCGCCGAGCUCACCUGCGCCGUGGAGAGUGUCCACAAGAUGGGCUUCAUCCACCGCGACAUCAAGCCCGACAACAUCCUCAUAGACCGCGACGGCCACAUCAAGCUCACCGACUUUGGCCUCUGCACUGGCUUCCGCUGGACGCACGACUCAAAGUACUACCAGAGCGGGGAUCACAUCCGACAGGACAGCAUGGACUUCAGCAAGGAGUGGGAGGACCCGACCAACUGCCGCUGCAUAGACCGACUGAAGCCUUUGGAGCGCCGGGCAGCACGGCAGCACCAGCGGUGCCUGGCCCACUCCCUGGUUGGCACACCCAACUACAUCGCACCUGAGGUCUUGCUUCGCACAGGUUACACCCAGCUCUGCGAUUGGUGGAGCGUGGGUGUCAUUCUCUAUGAGAUGUUGGUUGGACAGCCCCCUUUCUUAGCCUCGACUCCCCUGGAAACGCAGAUCAAGGUGAUCAACUGGCAGACUACACUGCAUAUACCCCCCCAAGCCACACUUAGCCCCGAGGCGUCCGACCUCAUCAUCAAGCUGUGCCGGGGUCAUGAGGACCGGCUGGGGAGGAACGGCGCUGAGGAGAUCAAGGCACAUCCGUUCUUCAGGACCGUCGACUUCUCCACAGACCUGCGGCAACAGCGCCAGCCAGCGCCCUACAUCCCCAAGAUCACACACUGCACUGACACGUCCAACUUCGACCCGGUGGAUCCGGACAAGCUGUGGAGCAGCGAUGACGAUGGCGAGGGCAACCGCAACGACACUCUCAAUGGCUGGUACAAGAACGGCAAGCAUCCUGAACAUGCCUUCUACGAGUUCACCUUCCGCCGCUUCUUCGAUGACAACGGCCACCCUUACAGCUCCCCAAGGCCCAUCGAGUACGAGAACUAUGAUCCCGAUGACUUGGAUGGUGAAGCCCCCAUACAGGAGGUGCCCAACCAGGAAGGACAUCCCCAUGGGGCACAGGGUCGCGACUUGGUGUUUGUAUAGGCUACCUGCGCGCAAGAUGGAUUUGUCCAUCUUUGUGUGUCUAAAAGCUGGAGUCUGUCCCCUUGGGGGUCUGCUGUUUAUUUUUAUAAUCUAGAAGGAAAAUCUACCUGUAAGUAAGUAUGGUCUAUCUGGUCAGCGACAUGCUGUUAGGGAGAGUUUAGUGUAAUGGCCUCGGAUGCUGCCGCCCAUCUCGAGGGUGAGGAGUGAGCCUCUGACCACCCUGUUGUAUUUAUUAUUAAAAGGUGUACAGUGUAUGCCUUAAUUGGGUGGCCUGAAGAGGAAAAAGACGUGUCUGGGUGCUUUUUAUUUGAAAAUAUUUUCCCCCGGAAAAGUAAGCCCCCUUUUUAAGCCUUAAUUUAUUUAAAGUUAUAAAUUGAUAAUUAGCAUAUGAUGAGCAUUACACUACGGUUCCUUUGGUUAAAAUUUGAUUGCAGAUGUAUGUUAAUUUAUAUGCAAGGGGAAAUACCAUUUUCGGGGCAUGGAACGAUUCAGCUUACAUUUGAGAACCUUUGAUCGGCUUUCUUUUACCAAAUAUGACAGAAACACAGACUGCCAAUUGUUUAAUGAGAACACUAGUUGCGGAAAGAUUUAGUGGAUUGUAAUAGUUUAUUUUUCCCUAAUUUAUACAUAUAAAUUAUAUUUAUAAAUUAUACUGUAUAAAUUUGAUGUGAAUAAUUCUUUCCUGUCUUAUGUCAGUAAUACAUCUCCGCAGGCCAUUUGUUCGGCUGUCAUCCUAGAAAUUGUUUGCUAUUUUAAAGUUGUUUGUUCUUGCCUUUUUCCCCUCUUCAUCCAUUCAACACAACUGUAACACUAACCCAGAAGUGGGGAUUACUGUGUCCCUACACAUUCCCUGUGGAACAGAUGGCCUUGUCUUUGCCUCAACCAAAGUAUGAAACUGGACUGUAAGUGACUCCUGAUGUCGCCAGGAGUUUGCAAAGAAUUCACAUUGUGGAGGAAAGGAGCGACGCCAGGGGCAGCUGUGCAUGACACUACUUCUGGGGAUACCUGUUCAUUCAUUCAGAUCGAAGAGGACACUUGCGCUAGCCUUUGUCUCACUCUGUGUAAACCGAAGGGGUAUGUCCUUUGGUCUAAAUUUCUGCACCAGGAGGAGAAAUGAAUGUAGUUCUGGAGGUUAGGAAAUGCACUACCUUUACUGUAAUCUUGUUAAAAUGACAUCCAAAUGUGCUUAUCUUGUGUAAUUUGUUCGUGGGAACGGGGUGGAGGGAGAUGACGGUUGAAUAAAAAAACGUCAAGCACAAAAAA